AUGAGUCUGGUGACGUGUGCGGUGCGAUCUGCGAGCCUGGUCCGGUCGGUGGGCCAACGAAAGCGUACCAGUGGAGCCGGGACGGGCAACAUGCUGGAGGCUAGCGACACGACCGGAAGCUGCCGAGGUAGCAGCGCCUCCACCGGGAACCGCACCAACCCUAACCUCGACGUCGACGACAGCCCCAUCCCGGCCGAUCUGCGCUGGAUCGAGCGGAUGGUGAUGGAAGCCGAACAGCAGUACCCUGGCGAGCUAGUACGCACCGACAGCCCAUACUUUCUCUGUUCCGCCCUGCCGAACCACUGGCGCUCGAACAAAACGCUCCCAAGCGCCUUCAAAGUGAUCUCGCUCGGUGAUGUCAGCGACGGAACGAUGGUCACCAUCCGGGCUGGCAACGACGAGAACUUCUGUGCCGAGCUGCGGAACUGCACGGCCGUGAUGCGCAAUCAGGUGGCCAAAUUCAACGAUCUCCGCUUCGUGGGCCGCUCCGGACGAGGGAAAAGUUUCACGCUUACCAUCACGAUCUGCACGACACUGCCACAGGUCACGACGUACUGCAAAGCGAUUAAGGUGACGGUGGAUGGUCCACGGGAGCCACGAUCGAAGACGAAUAUGCCACAGAUGCGUCCACCACCGUUGCAUCGGUUUCUGGAGCAGCCCGCGUUCAACCAUCAUCACUAUCCUGGCCGGUCGGCGUACGGUGGCACGAACGGGAGCAACGGCAUCGGCUCGAGCCCCGGGAGCGGUGGGCUUAGCGGUGGGCUUGGCGGUGGGGGUGGUGGGGGCGGCAGCAACGGGGGCGGCGGUGGAGCCGGAGGUCCUGCCAGCGGAAACGGCAAAUCCUCGUCUGUCAACUACAGCGGCACCGGCACGGGCCUUCAUCCGCAUCAUCACCACCAUCAUCAUCAUCAUCACCAGGGGGGCCACGGGGGUGGCGGAACUGGUGGUGGUGGUGGUGGGGGAGGAGGCAAUAUGACCAUCAAUACCAGCGCCGAAUCGAGCAGCGAUUACAAACCUAAUCUCGCGCUUUCAGACUACACCAGUGCCGGUGACUGGACGAACGGGUUGGGGGCACCAUCGAGCACGUCCUACAUGAGCACCUUCUCGCCGGUGUUGCAGGCAAGUCCUCCGUCGUACGUGGCGUACGAAUCCUGCCCGAUGGUGGAUCAUCCCAAUUACAGUCUACCGACGUCCGCCGGAGUGUUUCUAGACAACAUACAACCGUACCAGGACUAUUACGCGCUUUCGGGGCCACCUCCACCACCGGUGGCCGCUGUGGCGCCCUCGGCUAGCUCUCAGGCUGGUUCUCAGCUCGGUGGUCAACUCGCGAGCACCGGAACCGGAUCCGGGUACGUCAGUAAGUCAGGAGAUCUCGUAGAACCGAGCGGUUACUCGUAUCCACACCACGCACAGUGGACCAACGGGUAUCAUGGAGGCUAUCAUCACGCGCAUCAGUACAAUCAUCCUGUGGCGCCAGCUCCCGGUUGUGGAUCUUCGCUCGCCGUGGCCACUCAAUCUCCGGCCAGCUAUCACACACCGGCUGCCGCUCCACCCCCACCGCCGAUGGUGCUGUGUCCGCAGAUGUUCAGCACCGUCAACCAGAACCAGAUUCACGUGCACCUGCACGGGUCGGGAAGCGAAAAGUUCGAGCAUUACUUCGGUUCCACGGAUAACGGGUUCACGAUUAAUUCCUUCCCGGGGCCGAGCAUUCGAUCAGUGGCCGCACCGGUAGCAUCCUCGCUAUCCGGUUCCUCCGUGGACAUCGGUCUUGGAACGACACAUCCGGACGGAUCUGGGGGACCCGGGGUGGCCACCGGGGACACGGCACUGACGGCGCUACUAUCCGCCCACCACGAGGAUUCGCAUCAGCAACCGCAGCAGCAACAUUCGGCGGCUCAAGACCAACAACAACAACAACAACAACAGCAGCAACAGCAGGACGACAGCCGGGGCGAGGAAUCGGUGACCGGAGAUCCGAGCAGCGUGUGGCGGCCGUAUUGA
This is a messenger RNA of Anopheles nili, 2001 nucleotides long. RefSeq names its product protein lozenge-like. Gene Ontology annotation, biological process: regulation of DNA-templated transcription. Lineage: Eukaryota; Metazoa; Arthropoda; Insecta; Diptera; Culicidae. The transcript is spliced from 7 exons. The record is from RefSeq and is a predicted model, not a curated record. Gene Ontology annotation, cellular component: nucleus. The coding region runs from base 1 to 2001 and encodes 666 amino acids. Gene Ontology annotation, molecular function: ATP binding; RNA polymerase II cis-regulatory region sequence-specific DNA binding; DNA-binding transcription factor activity, RNA polymerase II-specific.